Molecule: messenger RNA, 2055 nt
Organism: Gaeumannomyces tritici R3-111a-1
Lineage: Eukaryota; Fungi; Ascomycota; Sordariomycetes; Magnaporthales; Magnaporthaceae
Product: 26S proteasome non-ATPase regulatory subunit 11
Exons: 3
Coding region: 353-1624 (423 amino acids)
Biological process (GO): ubiquitin-dependent protein catabolic process
Cellular component (GO): proteasome regulatory particle, lid subcomplex
Molecular function (GO): structural molecule activity
Source: RefSeq, a predicted model, not a curated record
AUUGAGCUCAACACCAACCACUCACCACCACGGCCACCACCACAGCCACCACCACAGCUAGCAGCAUCCUGGCCCACGCAAAGUCCCAGCAACCAGCGACCAGGCCGCGCAGCCCACGACAACGCAGCCUUUCCCAAACACGAAUCGACUCUAACCGAAGCUCGACAGCUCCCGACGACCGCCCUUCCAGGCAGCGCCGGCGCAUACGCAGCACGCGCACUCGCUAGGAGCCUUCGGCCCCGCCCACCGACAGCUACCCAGCCGGCUCUCGCCGCGUCCUGGUCCGGAUCAGAACGCCAACCACCUUGUGGACUCGACAUUGGCCAUUGCAGACGCUCGAUCUACUUCAAACAUGGCUGCCGGAGACUCACCGAGGCUUCGCGAGGCCCGCGAGGCCACCAAGUCGAACCCAAAAAAGGCCGAGGACAUGUACAAGGAAAUCAUCUCGAAGCCUCCAUCUGUCAACUCAGACGAUGCAACCCGCGAGUACGAAACUGCGCUGAUUAGGCUGGGAGAGCUGUACCGAGAUCAGAAAAACUCUAAUGAGCUUGUCGAUUUGGUCACAAGGAGCCGGACAGUGCUCUCGUCUUUUGCCAAAGCGAAGACGGCAAAGCUCGUCCGACAGCUUCUCGAUCUUUUUGAGAACAUUCCCAACACGACGGACCUACAGAUCUCGGUCACCAAGUCAUGUAUAGAGUGGGCAACGUCGGAGCGGCGGACGUUCCUCCGGCAGAACCUUGAGACGCGGCUUGUGACGCUGAUGAUGGCCAAGCAGUCCUACUACGAGGCCCUGACACUCAUCAACGGGCUCCUGCGCGAGCUGAAGCGCCUAGACGACAAGCUGGUGCUGGUUGAGGUGCAGCUGCUCGAGUCGCGUGUUUACCACGCGCUGGGCAACAUCUCCAAGGCCCGCGCCGCGCUGACAAGCGCCCGCACCAGCGCUGCCUCGGUCUACACGCCACCCCUGCUGCAGGCCAACCUGGACAUGCAGUCGGGCAUGCUGCACGCCGAGGACCGGGACUUCAACACCGCCUUCAGCUACUUCAUCGAGGCUCUGGACGGUUACCACACUCAGGACGAGCCGCAGCGCGCGACGGCUGCCCUGCAGUACAUGCUGCUAUGCAAGAUCAUGCUGAACCUGGUUGAUGACGUCAACAACCUCAUGACAUCCAAGCAGGCCGCCAAGUACGCUGGCCAGUCGCUCGAGGCCAUGAAGGCCAUCGCCCGUGCCCACGCGAACCGCUCGCUCGAAGAGUACGAGCAGUCGCUGGCCCUCUACCGCCAUGAGUUGGGCAGCGACGCUUUUGUGCGCUCCCACUUGCGCCGACUCUACGACGCCAUGCUGGAGCAGAACCUGAUCAAGGUCAUUGAGCCCUUCUCCCGUGUCGAGAUCGACCACAUCGCCAAGAUGGUCGGCCUCGACACCCAGCAAGUCGAGCGCAAGCUGUCGCAGAUGAUCCUCGACAAGGUGAUUAUCGGCGUCCUUGAUCAAGGCGCCGGAUGCCUCAUCAUCUUUGACGAGACCCAGCGCGACGAGGCCUACGACGCGGCCCUGGCCACGAUCGAGAAGCUCAGCAGCGUGGUCGACGUGCUCUACACCAAUCAGGCAUCCAUGCUCGAGUAGGGCCCCGCGCGCGCAAAAGCAGGUGUUUGGAUCCUUGGGCCGGCUGCGACGUUGCUGGUGCUUCUAUUUCUUCGCCUCGUGAGGCAUGCCGACCAAGUUGGGCGGUGACGGGUUUGCGUUUGUAAUAGUAGAACAAAGUAGCUGGCGCCGUGCUCAAGUUCAUUGAAUGGGUCAUCGCGUUCGGGACUGACAGUCUGAUUUGGAAUAUGUCUAUCAUUACCAAGGUGAUUUGACAUCCUCCGACGGUAGGUCGCAGCUCUCACAACAUAGCCCAUACCUCGCUGUCAAACCUACAGACCCUGUCACUAUACAGCCGGCUUGGCUAGCUGGUAGGUUUCUUGAUGCAUAGUCGGCAAUUGACAUGAAAGUUUUGUAAGGGCCCAGUCAGGGAGGUUACCGUAUCUUCACCUGUUAUGUGGUAAUUAUUCGAU